UCAGUCAGCGGGACAGUACGACGCAAAUACCUGGAGCCCCGACAUCGUAUUUAGCCAGCUUGGAAUUCGAAUAUUGAACGCGUUUUUAACGUAUAUUAUCAUUUAGGGGACUAUCGCCGGUUUGAUAUUGGCUUGCAGGUAGUCAUGGUGCGAUAUAUCGCGUGUUUCACGUUCCUGGUGGCCUAUUUGUUUGUGGUGCCAAUGGACGCCUGGCGAGGGAACCUCGCGCCUUAUAUUAAGGAAGUGGUGUCAGAGUGUCGACUAUGCCUGUGUCAAUACCCUUGGGGAUGUUCCCUUUGGGGAUGGUUCAAAUGUACGGUUUGGGAAACGAAACAACGCUGUGCCAAUGGCUACGAACACAAUGGAAACUAUAUAUGCGAUAAACCAAUUUGUUCGCCAAGAUGUCUAAACGGUGGCAGGUGCAUUGAACCAAACAAGUGUAGAUGUAACGAUGAUGCGAUUGGACCGUUCUGUGGGACUGAACUCUGCUCACGUAACCACCCUUGUUAUCCCGGAGACUGCUACGAGAACUCGAAAUGUAACUGCACUGAAGGCUUUGACAAGACGACAACUAAUCGCUUGCCUUCAGAUCCCGGCUGCAUGAAAAUUGCUAACAACAACAAACCCUUUAUCGGAAGAUCAACCACGAAAAUAUCACACUUCCGGAACACGACAGAGGAGCUUCUUUACUUCUUCCAGUUGGAUGCCACAGAUGAGGAUCCACAGAAACGAGUUGUCUGGAGCAACCAACAGGUUUUCAAUUACCUCUCAUUUCAGUUCGAAGCCCGAUACGUGGAACCGCAAACAAUGCCCGAAAGACCAACAUACGUGCAUGGCUUCAAAUACGGAAUCGUAGGUGGAGAAGUGGAAGUCAAUGUGUUCGAUUUAAAAAAAGAGAGCGCUGGUCAGCGUGGGACCUACAUCUACAGAUGUCCUGGUAUCAGCGUGUCUAAUCCCACGCAACUCAUGAACUGUUCCAUCCCAGACAAACCGUUCAAGACGCUGAUCGAGCACGGAGACACCAUGGAAGUGACACUGACGGCAUACAGCGGGGGCCAGCGCAAAAUUGUAUUACCUGAAGGUGAUGUCCGCACUGAGAACAUCAUUGGUACCGAGUACACGAAACAGAUGGAGUUCAAGUUUGACUUUGAGCCCGCUGUGCACUGUAGUAAGAACUCAACAUUCACCUGUCAGCCAAAUGCAAAUGUCCUGAAGGCUACGCCAGAAUUCACCAAGACGCCGAUAGUGUUGGAAUGGGAGGGUUGGGUGGACACGGACCAAUACUCGGCGGGGGUGGGGGCAUACCGCCUGGAGCUUCACCGGCUCGAGGUCAAGGACGCGACAUUGGAGCUCACGGAGGCUAACCCAACCUUGCCCCUCCUGGAGAAUCGCGUCGACCACACGAAGAAUACUAUGGGGCAGAACUUGUUCCGUACCACAUUCACACCGCCAGAACCAGGCAUGUACAGCAUCGUGAUGGAGGUGACGGACAACGCCAACAACUCCAUCUUCACUCGUCGGUUCGCCCUGUACGACAACGUAUCCAGCGUGACUACCAACCCUCUCAGUGCGCAUGGUCUACAUGCAACUUCCGGUGCAAAGGAAACCGGUUACCGCUGGCAGAUGGAAACUAAGUCGGUCAAACUGAACUGGACGGACUAUUUUGUGAACAAAGUUCAUCACGAAAAGAAGUUCCUGAACAAAAUCAAAAAGUUCCCAACUCUUUUUGACGACCUCGAAUCAAUUGGAAUCCGGAACGUGAAAAAGUUCGUGUUUGACUCUUACGAUGACACAGAGGGCAACAGGACAAUGGACGCUAUUCCUAACGUCAAUGGGAUUACGCGAUUCGAGUACGGUUACGUUGUAAACCAGGCCAGUGAGCAAGCUCCUACCGUGUGGAACACUGGUUUGACGCAGAACGUUGAUCUUCCAGUGUCAACCAAUCACGGUGACACUGUAACGUUAUGGGUUCGUGCGUUCGAUAUACUUGGCAACAUGUUGGAGAAGAAGACAACAGUUACUAUUGAUGUCACGCCACCGGAGAUCGUCUCCAACCUAGCUGAAAACAAAACAUCUUCGUUCACGCCAAAUGCUGGAAAGACGGAUGGCGGCUAUUACUAUAGCAGUUACGAGUUUUACGCCCGAGAUAAAGAGAGCGGCGUAUACCAGAUAGAACUGGAUGUUAACAUCACCAUGGCGGAUAUCGGCGAAGUUCGCAGAUUCCAGCAGGUGGUGAAUGGCAGCAUGGACAAGACCAAGUCGCCAUCUGACUCGGCCUGUGUACCGUCCAAAGACCCGGUCACCUGCUUCCUGGAACGACAGAAUGUCCGCCUGGACAACUGCUGGUUUCUGGUCCCGAAGAAGGACUACAGCAUCAAAGCGGGAGCCACUGUGACAGUGCGUGCCUUCAACCAGGCGCGACAACCGGUCAAUACAACGUUCGAGAUCAAACGGCUGAACUCAUUGAAAGGACUCGAAAUAUAUUCUGGGCCUGAGAACAUCCGGAUCACCAACAAGAGGCCAGACAGCUUCAGGAUCCAGUGGGACCUUCCUACAGUUCGUUCGUGCUACGAUAGUCAACCCAUCGUCAUAAAUAUAUCGUUCUCUGAUGACACGCAGCCCAAGAAAUACUAUCUGACCAGCACCACGACCUUCCUGGAUGUCGCGGGUUUGACGCCCAACACGGUGUAUAAGAUCUCCUUCUACACGCAACUGGGUAGUGAGACAGACGACGUGAGUGAGGCGUUCGCGCAGAAAUCAGUACAAACAGCGUCGGGUUUCGCCGUCAAGGCCGCCCCGAACUGCAAACUCACCGUGACCUUUCAAGGACAAGAAAUACCUGACGGUGGUUUCGUGCGAGCCACUAGAGGUCGGCUGAAUAAGGUGUACUGCAGCGCCAUUUGUACUGGACCUGGGACCUCGCCUGCAUUGCAGUUCUCCACAAAGGACAACUUGAUUUCUACGCUUACUUCGAAGAGGAUAUACAGCGUCCGAUCCACACACGACAGGAACGCCACCCUUAACGUGCAAAACAUGGUGGAGUCCGACGAGGGUGUCUACUACUGUAAAUGGAGGAUAAAUGGGGGCGGCUGGCGUGUGCGUUCCUUUUCUCUAGUCUUUGCAUGCCCCAAUACCCACAUGUUAUGCGACAAUACCAAAUGUAUAAUGAAAAAGGAUGUUUGCAAUGGCGUUGAAGACUGCGAAGACAAGAAGGACGAAACUGAAUGUGCAACAUCAGAUAGAGUCACCCUUCAACCCGAGGAAGUCAAUUCAAUUCAGCCAGUAAUUGUCACAGAACAACAUCAUCAUGGUGGAGACGCAGAGCACCACACUCCUGCUCAUCAUGAGAACACUACAGAGGAUCCCCAUCCCCGCGUUGAAGAUGGCAGCAAGCACCAUGCAACAAAACAUCACGGUGAAAGUGGGCAUCAUGCAGACAAUACGACGCAUGAACAUCACCAUGAAAGUGGGCAUCAUGAAGACAAUGUAACUGAUAAACACCAUAAUGCUGACCACCACCAUCACCAUGAUCAUCAUCACGAUGAAGAUCACCAUAGUUCAGACUCUAAGCACCAUCAUUCACGCUCUAAACACCAUGACUCACACUCGAAAUCACAUGAUUCAAGCUCAAAAUCACAUGAUUCUCGCUCCAAUCACCAUGAUCCACGUUCCAAACACCAUGAUUCACGCAAACAAUCACAUGAUUCAAGCUCAAAAUCACAUGAUUCAAGCUCAAAAUCACAUGAUUUAUGCGCCAAACGCCAUGUUUCAAAGUUUGACCACCAUGAUUCAAAGUCUGAUCACCAUGAUUCACACUCCAAACACCAUGAUUCAAGUUCCAAACACCAUGAUUCCAAGUCUGACCACCAUGAUUCAAACUCUGAUCACCAUGAUUCAAAGUCUGAUCACCAUGAUUCACGCUCCAGACACCAUGAUUCACACUCCAAACACCAUGAUUCCAAGUCUGAUCACCAUGAUUCAAAGUCUGAUCAUCAUGAUUCAAAGUCUGAUUACCAAGAUUCUCGCUCCAAACACCAUGAUUCACAUUCCAAACACCAUGAUUCAAAGUCUGAUCACCAUGAUUCAAAGUCUGAUCACUAUGAUUCACGCUCCAAACACCAUGACUCACGCUCCAAACACCAUGAUUCCCAAACUGAUCACCAUGAUUCUAAAUCCGAUCAUCAUGAUUCAAAGUCUGAUCACCAUGAUUCCCAUGCAAAAUCCAAACAUCAUGAUGACAAGGCUAGUCCAGGUCAUAGUUCAGUUCACAACGGGAACGUUGAUGUCAAUAUUGACGUAGAAAUCAAUAAUUAGACUGAGUCUGAUUGCAAUUGUAGUUGGUUUACAGUAAAGCUUUGCUCCCUUUCCCUGCUAUUAGACUGUUUUAUGGAAUUUAAUUUAAAAUGAUUACAGAGUAAUAAGGAAAGAGUCUUUUUAUAAUUGUCUUAAUAUCCAUAUUUAUAUAGCACUAUUAUAUGAAAUCUACAUUCAAGAGUUUUUUACCAGUAAAACAUCUAAAAAUAAACAUUAUAAUACUAAUAAAAUUUAAAAUACAAUACAUCUUUCAUGUAAAUUCAAAUGCAAAAUUGACUGAAAAAAUCUUGUAAAGAUAAAAAUGCUUUAACUUAUAGAAUGUUUAAGGUGUGACUAAUGUAAAAGUAUGUUCUCUGAACCCGUGAUUGAUGAGUAAUUUUUUAGAAAUAUUUGUAACACUAACACCAUUAGUUUACAUUAAGAUGUAACACGUUUAUAUAAUACGUGUAAGUUUAUGUCUUAUUUUGAAUGUAUACAACCAAUAAUUCUCACAUUUAUCCCUUCUACAUACGUUUUUUUUUAAUUCAUGUUUUUGAAUUAUUGUAUAUUCCAUAUAUGUAUUCGGCCAUUAUAUAUGCAUGGCAAAAUGAAGCACUACAGUAAAAGCUUCUUUUUUUUUUCUUAUUUUAUAUUCUAUGACAACUUGAAAAGGCAUAAAAAAAUAUGAUGCAGUUAUCGUCUAGUGGGCCAUUUAAUGACUUAAUAUGCACUUGUUGCAUUAUAAGACAGAAGGCUUAUUCGGGAUCGCGUUUUACCCAGGAAAAUGCACUAAUAACUCAGUGAAAGUAGAGCAGUGUAUUUAGGAACAUUCCAAUGUUUGAGCUAUUAUAAGCAUUAUUUAUUUAAUGAACACUUUUAAUUGGUUAUAGCUAAAAAAAAGGAGAACCUUUGGCAAUGGCUUAUGCAUAUAUAAAAUAAUAAUGCGCUCUGUUUAUCUUUUAUGCACUGAGUUUAAAUAAUAAACAUUCUAAGGCGAAUAGUAUGUUUGGUAUUUUGAGACAUUAAACAUAAAUAAAUAUUUAUUUUAAUAUUUAAUGUUAUUAAUAAUUCAUUAUUCAUUCAAGUUUUUUAUUCUAUGAAAUUACAAUUAAUGAUAUCAACAAGUUUUCUAAUUGGUUAAUAUCUAGACCUCUCAACAAAAAUUGUCAUAAACACAGUGGUCCAUAUAUAAAUAAUUUAACAAUAUAUCCUUGUUGCUUAAAAUAUCCAUAUUUGCAAUUGCAUACUAUUGCCUAAAUGUUAACUCAUUAUCAGAUUUGGAAAUAAAAUGUAUAAAUAUG
Dreissena polymorpha is the source of this 5594-nucleotide messenger RNA. RefSeq lists its product as uncharacterized. Bases 145 to 4314 code for a protein of 1389 amino acids. Lineage: Eukaryota; Metazoa; Mollusca; Bivalvia; Myida; Dreissenidae. The transcript is spliced from 24 exons. Gene Ontology annotation, molecular function: protein binding. The record is from RefSeq and is a predicted model, not a curated record.